AGAAGCAUACGUCCUUCAGCAUUGGUUUCCCGUUUCCAGCGCCUAUCUACCACACCAACUUCAGACUUGUUAUCUUGCAUCAAUAACUCCGUCCAGCGUUCUGUGCUGUAUUCGACCAAGAUAUAAAUUCAAAUCUACAACCUCAUUCCCCAAAUCCGAAAAGAUGUCUCCAGUUGGCAUGACCCACUUUGCAAAAUGCCAAUCAACAUUCAAGCCACCGCUCAUCGCGAAUGAGAAUGCCUACUUAGGAGAUGUUGCUACAAGCCAGGAAGAAGACCCCGACAAGCCAAUAUCAUGCGGCUUCUACCGCCUCGAGAAAGGCACACCCCUUGUCUACACUUAUACCUACCACGAGAUGAAGAUCAUUGUCGAGGGUUCUUUCGACAUCUCAGACGAGACUGGAAAGGAAGUGCAUGCAGUACCAGGCGAUGUAUUCUAUUUCCCCAAGGGAGCGAAGAUCACUUUCAAGACGGAUGAUUAUGGUCUCGCUUUUUACACGGGACAGAGGAAGGAGGGUGCUGCGUGAGUGUGGAAAUUAUGGAGCGAGUUUUAUGAGUAAUAAGUU
Molecule: messenger RNA, 565 nt
Organism: Lindgomyces ingoldianus
Lineage: Eukaryota; Fungi; Ascomycota; Dothideomycetes; Pleosporales; Lindgomycetaceae
Exons: 3
Coding region: 164-526 (120 amino acids)
Source: RefSeq, a predicted model, not a curated record